Messenger RNA from Salvelinus fontinalis (brook trout), 7348 nucleotides. Its product is annotated as NACHT, LRR and PYD domains-containing protein 12-like. Bases 171 to 4106 code for a protein of 1311 amino acids. The transcript is spliced from 13 exons. Gene Ontology annotation, molecular function: protein binding. NCBI's taxonomy places the organism in Eukaryota, Metazoa, Chordata, Actinopteri, Salmoniformes, Salmonidae. The record is from RefSeq and is a predicted model, not a curated record.
AUGCUGGAUCUCUGUUUAGUUGUCACUGUGUUAACCACAACCAACAUGUUGGAUCUCUGUUUAGUUGUCACUGUGUUAACCACAACCAACAUGUUGGAUCUCUGUUUAGUUGUCACUGUGUUAACCACAAUCAACAUGCUGGAUCUCUGUUUAGGGGUCAGUGCUCUAAAAUGAGUCUCUCUGGGGAGAGAGAGGAGGGGGGCCCUGCCUCUAAAAUGCAUCUCUCUGGGGGACAUGACACCAAAGCUAAGAGUCCAAUCAAGCAGGAGAGACCAGCCUCCCCUGUACCCAGCUGUGUGUCCAUGAAGAGUGACUGGUCUAUGGAUCAACCUAUACGGUUUAGAGAGGGAGACUUUUCUACUGAACAAAGAAACCAACAGGAGAGAUCAGAGUCAGAGAUUCUCAGUGGUCAGUCUUCCCAGAGUCAUCAAACAGACCUGGCCUCCAUAUUCAGUGUGCUUGAAGAGAAUAUUAUGACAUUUGUGAAGAACGAGCUGAAGAUGUUCAAGAGGAUUCUUAGUCCAGAACUCCCAGAAGGCUUUGAGAGUCAGAAGCAGGAUAAGGAAGUGGUGGAUGCUGAAGAUGAGAAGCAGGAGAGCAGUGCCAGAGAGGGGGCUCUGAAGAUCACACUGCACGUCCUGAGGAAAAUGAACCAGAAGGAGCUUGCUGACACACUGGAGAAAAAUGAGCUUGCUGUGAUUUGCCAACGUGAACUCAAAUCUAAUCUAAAGAAGAAGUUUGAAUGUGUAUUUGAGGGGAUCGCUAAACAAGGAAACCCAACACUUCUCAAUAAGAUCUACACAGAGCUCUACAUCACAGAGGGUGGAACAGGAGAGGUCAAUAAUGAACAUGAGCUGAGACAGAUUGAGACAACAACCAGGAAACAAGCAAGACCAGAGACUGCAAUCAAAUGUAACGACAUCUUCACACCUUUAACUGGACAAGACAAACUUAUCAGAACUGUGCUGACAAAGGGAGUCGCUGGCAUUGGAAAAACAGUCUCUGUGCAGAAGUUCAUUCUGGACUGGGCUGAAGGAAAAGCAAAUCAGGAUGUCCAAUUUGUAUUUUCAUUCCCUUUUCGGGAGCUGAAUUUGAUGAAAGAGGACAAACACACUUUCAUUGAACUUCUCAAUCACUUCUCAAUGGAAACCAAACAAUCAAGAAUCUCCGACUACAACAAGUACAAAGUUCUGUUCAUCUUUGAUGGUCUGGAUGAGUGCCGACUGCCCCUAGACUUCCAGAAGAACAAGAUCUGUUGGGACGUCACAGAGUCAACCUCAGUGGAUGUUCUGCUGACAAAUCUCAUCAAGGGAAAUCUGCUUCCCUCUGCUCUCCUCUGGAUAACUACCCGACCUGCAGCAGCCAAUAAGAUUCCUUCAGGGUGUGUUGACCAGGUGACAGAGGUACGAGGGUUCAAUGACCCACAGAAGGAGGAGUACUUCAGGAAGAGAUUCAGUGAUGAGGACCUGGCCAGCAGAAUCAUCUCACACAUAAAGACGUCAAGGAGCCUCCACAUCAUGUGCCACAUUCCAGUCUUCUGUUGGAUUUCUGCAACAGUCCUUGAACACAUGCUGAAACAUAAGAGAGAAGAGAUGCCCAAGACUCUGACUGAGAUGUACACACACCUUGUGGUGUUUCAUACCAAACAGAAGAAUGAAAAGUAUCUUGGGAAAGAAGAGACAGGUCCACACUGGAAUAAAAAGAGCAUUCUGUCACUGGGAAAACUGGCUUUUCAACAGCUUGUGAAGGGCAAUCUGAUUUUCUAUGAAAAAGACCUGAAAGAGGCUGGCAUUGAUGUCAAUGAAGCUUUAGUGUACUCAGGAUUGUGCACACAGCUCUUUAAAGAGGAAUGUGUGCUGUACCAGAACAAGGUGUACUGCUUUGUUCAUCUGAGCAUUCAGGAGUUUCUGGCUGCUGUAUAUGUGUUCCUCUCAUUCAUCAACAACAAAGAGAAUCUAAUGGCCGAACCGCAAUCAAAGUCCAGGAACCUUUCUGCGCUGUUCAGAGACAAGCAUAAAGUUACUGUCUACAAGAAUGCUGUGGAUAAAGCCUUACAAAGUGAGACGGGAAACCUGGACCUUUUCCUCCGCUUCCUUCUGGGCCUCUCACUGGAGUCCAAUCAGAAGCACUUACGAGGUCUACUGACAAAGACAAGAAGCAGCUCAAAGACCCAUGAAGAAACAGUCAAGUACAUCAAGGAGAAGAUCAGGGAGAAUCCCUCUCCAGAGAGGAGCAUCAAUCUGUUCCACUGUCUGAAUGAACUGAAUGACCAUUCUCUAGUGGAGGAGAUCCAAAGCUUCCUGAACUCAGGAAGUCUCUCAAAACCCUACCUGUCACCUGCACAGUGGUCAGCUCUGGUCUUUGUGUUGCUGACUUCAGAAAAGGAGCUGGAUGUGUUUGACCUGAAGAAAUACUCCAGAUCAGAGGAAGGUCUUCUGAGGCUGCUGCCAGUGGUCAAAGCCUCCAGAGCUGUUCUGCUGUCAGGCUGUAGAGUCACAGAGGAAGGCUGUGCUUCUCUGGUCUCAGCUCUGGAGUCAAACCCCUCACACCUGAGAGAGCUGGAUCUGAGUAACAAUGACCUGAAGGAUUCAGGAGUGAAGCUGCUCUCUGCUGUACUGGGGAAUCCCCACUGUAAACUGGAGACUCUGAGACUGUCAGGCUGUCUAGUCACAGAGGAAGGCUGUGCUUCUCUGGUCUCAGCUCUGAGGUCAAACCCCUCACACCUGAGAGAGCUGGACCUGAGUAACAAUGACCUGAAGGAUUCAGGAGUGAAGCUGGUCUCUGCUGGACUGGGGAAUCCCCACUGUAAACUGGAGACUCUGAGGCUGUCAGGCUGUCUAGUCACAGAGGAAGGCUGUGCUUCUCUGGUCUCAGCUCUGAGGUCAAACCCCUCACACCUGAGAGAGCUGGAUCUGAGUAACAAUGACCUGAAGGAUUCAGGAGUGAAGCUGCUCUCUGCUGGACUGGGGAAUCCCCACUGUAAACUGGAGACUCUGAGGCUGUCAGGCUGUCUAGUCACAGAGGAAGGCUGUGAUUCUCUGGUCUCAGUUCUGAGGUCAAACCCCUCACACCUGAGAGAGCUGGAUCUGAGUAACAAUGACCUGAAGGAUUCAGGAGUGAAGCUGCUCUCUGCUGGACUGGAGAAUCCCCACUGUAAACUGGAGACUCUGAGGCUGUCAGGCUGUGGAGUCACAGAGGAAGGCUGUGCUUCUCUGGUCUCAGCUCUGGAGUCAAACCCCUCACACCUGAGAGAGCUGGACCUGAGUAACAAUGACCUGAAGGAUUCAGGAGUGAAGCUGCUCUCUGCUGGACUGGGGAAUCCCCACUGUAAACUGGAGACUCUGAGGCUGUCAGGCUGUCUAGUCACAGAGGAAGGCUGUGCUUCUCUGGUCUCAGCUCUGAGGUCAAACCCCUCACACCUGAGAGAGCUGGACCUGAGCUACAAUCACCCAGGAGACUCAGGAGUCAGACUGCUCUCUGCUGGACUGGAGGAUCCACACUGCAGACUGGAGAAACUCAAUGUGGAACAUGGUGGAGAGAACACAAUGAAACCUGGGAUUAGAAAAUAUGUCUGUGAUCUCACACUGGACCUAAACACAGUAAACAGACUCCUCUCUCUGUCUGAGGAGAACAGAAAGGUGACAUGGAGGAGAGAGAAGCAGCCGUAUCCUGAUCACCCAGAGAGAUUUGAGGUCCGUGGACAGGUGCUGUGUAGAGAGGGUCUGACUGGGCGCUGUUACUGGGAGGUAGAGUGGAGUGGGAGAAGGGCUGAUAUAGGAGUGACAUAUAAAGGAAUCAGCAGGAGAGGAGGGGUUAAGGACUGUUGUCUUGGAUGGAAUAACAAGUCCUGGAAUCUGUUCUGCUCUGACAACAGUUACACUGCCAGUCACAAUAAUAAACCCACUACCAUAGACGUCCCCUCCUCCGGCUCCCACAGAGUAGGAGUGUAUCUGGACUGGCCAGCCGGCACUCUGUCCUUCUAUAGAGCCUCCUCUGACACACUGACCCACCUGAUCACAUUCACCUCCACAUUCACUGAGCCCCUCUAUCCAGGAUUUAGGGUUGAUGAUGUUGACUCCUCAGUGUCCCUGGAAAUAAUAACCUGACACACACACACACACUGGACACUCACAGACACACAUUGGACACACAAACACACACACACACACACACACACACACACACACACACACACACACACACACACACACACACACACACACACACACACAGUCUUGUACAGCUAACCUUGUGGGGACAUACAAUUCAGUCCCAUUCAAAAUCCUAUUUUCCCUAACCCCUAACCCUAACCCUAACCCUAACCCAAAAACCUCAACUUUAUCCUAACCCUAGCUCCUAACCCUAACCCUACAACUAACCCUAGCUCUUAACCUUAAUAUUUAACUUAAUUCUAACCCUAACACUAAUUCUAACCUUAACCCUAAACCCCCUAGAAAUAGCAUUUGACCUUGUGGGGACUAACAAAAUGUCCCCAGUUGGUCAAUUUUUACUUUGUUUACUAUUCUUGUAGGGACUUCUGGUCCCCACAAGAAUAGUUAAACACGUCCACACACUGGACACACACACACACGGAGACACACACACACACACACACACACGGAGACACACACACACACACAGGACCCACACACACGCAGACACACACACUGGACACUCACAGACAUACAUUGGACACACAAACACACACACACACACACACUGGACACACACACACGGAGACACACACACACACACACGGAGACACACACACACACAGGACCCACACACACGCAGACACACACACACUGGACACUCACAGACACACAUUGGACACACAAACACACACACAAACACACACACACACACACACUGGACACACACACACGGAGACACACACACACACACAGGACCCACACACACGCAGACACACACACACUGGACACUCACAGACACACAUUGGACACACAAACACACACACACACGCAGACACACACACACACUGGACACUCACAGACACACAUUGGACACAGAAACACACACUGGACACACACACACUGGACACACACACACGGAGAGACACACACACACACACGGAGACACACACACACACACACACACAAACACACACACACACAAACACACACACACACACACACACACUGGACACACACACACGGAGACACACACACACACACAGGACCCACACACACGUAGACACACACACACUGGACACUCACAAACACACAUUGGACACACACACACACACUGGACACACACACACGGAGACACACACACAGGACCCACACACACGCAGACACACACACACGGGACACUCACAGACACACAUUGGACACACAAACACACACACACACACACUGAACACACACACACGGAGACACACACACACACAGGACCCACACACACGCAGACACACACACACUGGACACUCACAGACACACAUUGGACACACACACACACACACACACACACACACACACACAGGACCCACACACACUUAGACACACACACAUUGGACACUCACAAACACACAUUGGACACUCAAACACACACACACACACAUACAAACACACACACACACACACACACACUGGACACACACACGGAGACACACACACACACACAGGACCCACACACACGCAGACACACACACACUGGACACUCACAAACACACAUUGGACACACACACACACACUGGACACACACACACGGAGACACACACACAGGACCCACACACACGCAGACACACACACACGGGACACUCACAGACACACAUUGGACACACAAACACACACACACACACACUGAACACACACACACGGAGACACACACACACACAGGACCCACACACACGCAGACACACACACACUGGACACUCACAGACACACACUGGACACACACACACGGAGACACACACACACACAGGACCCACACACACUUAGACACACACACAUUGGUCACUCACAAACACACAUUGGACACUCAAACACACACACACACACAUACACACUGGACACACACACACGGAGACACACACACACACACACACAGGACCCACACACACGCAGACACACACGCACACAGACACACAAUGGACACACACACACACACACGGAGCACACACACACACACUGACACGCAGGACACACACACACACUAGACACACACACACAAACACAGACACACACACACACGCGCUGGACACACACACACACACUGACACACAGGACACACAGGACACACACACAUACUAAAUGGUAGUAACACUCUGAAGUCAUUCCAUCCUUUCACUAAAUGGUAGUAACACUAAGUCAUUCCAUCCGUUAACUAAAUGGUAGUAACACUAAGUAAUUCCAUCCUUUCACUAAAUGGUAGUAACACUAAGUCAUUCCAUCCUUUCACUAAAUGGUAGUAACACUAAGUCAUUCCAUCCUUUCACUAAAUGGUAGUAACACUAAGUCAUUCCAUCCUUUCACUAAAUGGUAGUAACACUAAGUAAUUCCAUCCUUUCACUAAAUGGGAGUAACACUCUGAAGUCAUUCCAUCCUUUCACUAAAUGGUAGUAACACUAAGUCAUUCCAUCCUUUCACUAAAUGGUAGUAACACUAAGUCAUUCCAUCCUUUCACUAAAUGGUAGUAACACUAAGUCAUUCCAUCCUUUCACUAAAUGGUAGUAACACUAAGUCAUUCCAUCCUUUCACUAAAUGGUAGUAACACUAAGUCAUUCCAUCCUUUCACUAAAUGGUAGUAACACUAAGUCAUUCCAUCCUUUCACUAAAUGGUAGUAACACUAAGUCAUUCCAUCCUUUCACUAAAGCUCUAGAGUAACUUUCUAUUGACAGAUGCCUCAUUUAAAUAUUCUGGAUGUUGAUGAUGUCCCAUGGCCCUACUUCACUGUGUUAUAAUGGACCUUAAGCUUGUUAUGGCACCUCUGUAACCAGCUAUCAAACAUACUGACCUUUCUGACCCCGUCCCAUGGCCCUACUUCACUGUGUUAUAAUGGACCUUAUGCUUGUUAUGUCACCUCUGUAACCAGCUAUGAAACAUACUGACCUUUCUGACCCCGUCCCAUGGCCCUACAUCACUGUGUUAUAAUGGACCUUCUGCUUGUUAUGUCACCUCUGUAACCAGCUAUCAAACAUAAUGACCUUUCUGACCAUAUCCCAUGGCCCUACUUUCUAGAACUAAACAUUUAAUGUCCUCUGAGUUUUGCUUACUGUCCAUUUACUUAUGUAUGAUGUGUUUGUUGUAUAUUGGGGUUGUGCCGCAGAGCAUCAUGGGGGUUUGUAUGUGUUGAGAUGAUCACGUUCCAGAUAAAUGGUUGAACUGA